Pocillopora verrucosa is the source of this 3875-nucleotide messenger RNA. The record is from RefSeq and is a predicted model, not a curated record. Lineage: Eukaryota; Metazoa; Cnidaria; Anthozoa; Scleractinia; Pocilloporidae.
CUUGCGUGACCUGACUCAACUUAAAGGCACUGAUCACGACCUUUGUAUGAUCAUACUUUGUGUUGAAUGAAUUGCGCAAAAUGGCGACUUUUCUUAUAUCGGUGUUUCUCGCUACUCUUUCCAGCUGUCUGGCUGCAAAUAUUGUCAUGAUUCCCAUGUGUGGCAGGAGCCAUUACAUGUUUGUCUCCCGUCUUGGACAAGAACUGGCGGAGAGAGGUCAUCAGGUAAAGAUAUAUGUGGGAGCGACACAAACGUAUGCUGUAAAUGAUUCACUUGUGCGAGUCUUCAACGAUGACAAUUUUGCUCCAGCGUUCCGGUCAGCAUCAAAGAGUUCUCGAACCUUUAAAUCGAAAAGCCCAAGACACACAUGGCAAAUGCUCUAUAUGAUCCAAUCCAUUCACUGUGAUGACCUUCUCAGUAAUACAGAUGUCAUGGAAGAGAUAUCUCACGCAGACCUCGUUGUUGGUGAAUUUAUUUACCUCUGCUCGUCUUUGGUCGCGGAUAAAUUCUCACUUCCACUUGUUCUAAUAUCAGCUGCCACAUUAGAUACUCCCACAGCAUUCGCCUUCGGCUUACCUGCCCCUCCUUCCUACAUACCACAGAUUGGAGUUUCUCUUUCAGACAAACUAACAUUUACAGAAAGAGCAUGGAGUCUUUUACAAUGGAUUAUUCUAUAUGGAUCUUACAUUUACGAUAUGUGUCCGCCUUAUGAGAAGAUCAAGGCAAAGUACGCCAUUACACCCAGCAAGAGCAUACAAGAAACACUUGGCAGAGUUGACUUGAUAAUCGGUCAGAUGGAUUUCUUUAUAGAGCAUCCAAGGCCUCUUUAUCCGAAUACACGUGUUGUGGGUCCAUUCCUUGCUAGUCCAGCUAAAUCUCUACCAAGCGAGAUAGAUCAGUUCUUUCAGAAGGCUGGGGACGAGGGCGUGAUCUUGGUGUCGUUUGGUACCGUGGUUGAAGCAAUUAGUGAUUCAUUACUGAAAAUUAUGGCUGAAACUUUCUCCAAACUACCACAGAAGAUUAUAUGGAAACUUAAGCCCAAUGAAAUUUCAAAAAUCACCGUUAGCGACAACAUCAAACUGUUGCCAUGGCUUCCCCAGAAUGACAUUCUUGGCCACCCUAAGACACGCCUAUUUAUCGCACACGCAGGACUCAAUGGAAUGCUAGAAUCAACCUACCAUGGUGUUCCUAUGAUAUGUUCACCUUUCUUCGGAGAUCAACCACACAACGCCCUGGCUGCAAAGCGGGCUGGGUUUGCUGAGGUGGUGGACCUUGAUACUACAUCAACAGAGGAGUUUUUUAAUUUGAUACAGAAGGUUUUAACAGAUCCAAGCUACCGAGAGAAAGCAAAGCGAAUAUCAAAAUCUGUUCAGCUGUUACCACGUUCACCCGUCAAGGAAGCCGCUGAUUGGGUGGAAUAUACACAGGCUCAAGGUGGUUUACAGUACCUAAGACCACGUGGCCUAGAUCUGCCGCUUUAUAAGCUCUUUCUUCUUGAUGUUUUGUCCGUUGUACUCUUAGUUUCAGUUGUUGUUUUAUUUGUCAUCAUUAUCAUGUUUAGAUCUAUAAUACGUUGUUUAUUAGGGUCCUCGAAGAAAGAGAAGCUUAUCGUACAAGAACUUGUCGAUGACUCAGUGAAAUCCACGUCAGAUCAUAUUGUCAUCUAUUUUCGAACUGUAAAAAAAUAUGACUUGUUUAGUGAAUUGCACAAGAUGGCGGCUAUUAUUAUAUCGGUGUUUUUCGCUACUCUUUCCAGCUCUCUGGCUGCAAAUAUUGUCACGAUUCCCAUGUUUGGGAAGAGCCAUUACAUGUUUGUCUCCCGUCUUGGACAGGAACUGGCGGAGAGAGGUCAUCAGGUAAAGAUAUAUGUGGGAGCGACACAAACGUAUGCUGUAAAUAAUUCACUUGUACGAGUCUUCAAUGAUGACAAUUUUGCUCCAGUGUUGCGGUCAGCAUCAACAAGUUCUCCAACCUUCAAAUCGCUAAGCCCAAGACAAGAAUGGCAAAUGCUCCUAAUGUUCCAAUCCGUUUACUGUGAUGACCUUUUUAGUAAUACAGAUGUCAUGGAAGAGAUAUCUCACGCAGACAUCAUUGUUGGUGAAUUUAUUUACCUCUGCUCAACUUUAAUUGCGGACAAAUUCUCACUUCCACUUGUUCUAAUAUCAGCUGCCACAUUAGAUAUUCCCUCAGCAUUCGCCUUCGGCUUACCUGCCCCUCCUUCCUACAUACCACAGUAUGGAGUUUCUCUUUCAGACAAGCUAACAUUUUCGGAAAGAGCAUGGAGUCUUUUACAAUGGAUUAUUCUAUAUGGAUCUUACAUUUACGAUACGUGUCCGCCUUAUGAGAAGAUCAAGGCAAAGUACGCCAUUACACCCAGCAAGAGCAUACAAGAAACACUUGGCAGAGUUGACUUGAUAAUCGCACAGAUGAAUUUCUUGAUAGAGCAUUCAAGGCCUCUUUAUCCGAAUACACGGGUUGUGGGUCCAUUCCUUGCUAGUCCAGCUAAAUCUCUACCAGACGAGAUAGAUCAGUACUUUCAGAAGGCUGGGGACGAGGGCGUGAUCUUGGUGUCGUUUGGCACAGUGGUUGGAGCGCUGAGUGAUUCAUCACUGAAAAUUAUGGCUGAAACUUUCUCCAAACUACCACAGAAGAUUAUAUGGAAACUUAAGCCCAAUGACAUUUCAAAAAUCACCGUCAGCGACAACAUCAAACUGUUGCCAUGGCUUCCCCAGAAUGACAUUCUUGGCCACCCUAAGACACGGCUAUUUAUCGCACACGCAGGAAUCAAUGGAAUGCUAGAAUCAACCUACCAUGGUGUUCCUAUGAUAUGUUCACCUUUCUUCGGAGAUCAACCACACAACGCCCAGACCGCAAAGCGGGCCGGGUUUGCUGAGGUGGUGGACCUUGAAGCCACAUCAACAGAGGAGUUUGUUAAUUUGAUACAGAAGGUUUUAACAGAUCCAAGCUACCGAGAGAAAGCAAAGCGAAUAUCAAAAUCUGUUCAGCUGUUGCCACGUUCACCCGUCAAGGAAGCCGCUGAUUGGGUGGAAUACACACAGGCUCAAGGUGAUUUACAGUACCUAAGACCACGUGGCGUGGAUCUGCCGCUUUAUAAGCUCUUCCUUCUUGAUGUUUUGUCCGUUGUACUCUUAGUUUCAGUUGUUGUUUUAUUUGUCAUCAUUAUCAUGUUUACAUCUGUAAUACGGUGUUUAUCAGGGUCCUCAAGGAAAGAGAAGGCAAACUGAAACGAGGUCGAGCUAGGAAUCCGUUGUUUUUCGGUUUACAUGACGACUUCUGAAAUAUAGCUACAGGGCUAACGCUCGGAACGUCAGCUUUAGAAACUCUUUAUGGUGCCCAGUUUACAUUACCAACUCACUUUAUGAUACCAAAUAAUCUUGACAUACCGAAGAGUCGAGAACGAAUUCUUCGUUAUCCUUUACUCUCUUUGAUGACUGUGUUGAAAUAAAUAUGAAGAGGCAAAAAAAUGUUGAAAUUGACCUUUACGUAAAAUCUACAAUAUCACCGAUGCUCAUACACAGGGUCGCAGAAAACAUCAAUACAUACUUGCCUAUCGUCUUUUCUCAUUGCAUUUUGUAUCUAAAGUAAAAUUUUGUGGUGUAACAGACAUUGUUACUCGGUGAGCCCGCGGUGUCGAGUGUCGAACUCGUCAUGAUACUAGUAGCUAAGGAUGACACACUUGAAAAGAAUCUCUGGUAAACAUGUUCCGCUUUUUAGGCUGCUGAACGGGUAUCUUAAUAAACACGUCUUGGAUUGAGUUAUAUUUGGGUUAUGGAAGAAACUACGGGACUGCCAAUCUAUACCACAAUAACUUCGUCUGUUACAUGCAGCAUGCAGAACUCAGAAGUGUAUCAAGG